AUGUAUUACGUUCCACAGGUGUGCUUGGGCGACACUGUCAUGGUGGACGUGGAGAACGCCAUGAUGGAGGAGUCGACGUCCGUCCAUUGGCACGGGCACCACCAGCGCAACUCGCCGUACAUGGACGGCGUGCCGUACGUGACACAGUGUCCGGUUCCUCCGCACAGUUCGUUUCGGUACGUGUACCUGGCCGACAACGAGGGCACGCACUUCUGGCACUCGCACUCCGGCUGCCAGAGGGGCGACGGAGCGUUCGGGUCGUUCGUGGUGCGCGCCCCAAAGUCACGAGAUGUGCACCGCGAAAUGUACGACGUGGACGUGCAUGUCAUCACGGUCACCGACUGGCUGCAUGAGCUGGGCAUUCGCAAGUUCCUCGCCCAUUACCACGGUUCCGGCAACAACAAUCCUGAGACCAUUCUGAUAAACGGCCGAGGCCGUUACAAAGUCUUCGACGGUGGUUACCGCACGCCCCUGACCCAGUUCAACGUGACCAGAGGAAAACGAUAUAGGUUUAGACUGAUUAACGCUGGAUUCCUAAACUGUCCAAUAUUAAUGAGUAUCGACAAUCAUACGUUUACUAUGAUUGCAACAGAUGGAUAUAAUGUUCAACCAGUAGUAGUCGAUUCGUUUGUAAGUUAUGCUGGUGAACGCUGGGAUUUUGUAGUGGAAGCAACAGCUAAUGUUGGCAAUUAUUGGAUGCGAUUUAGAGGCUUGAUGGAUUGCGAUAAAGGGGUUACCAAGGCCUUUGAAGUAUCGAUUUUGCAUUAUGACGGAGCUGGUGACGAGGAACCAGAGGGCACACCAACAUAUGACAAUACACUUCAUUCCGGAAUCCAAUUGAAUGCACUGAAUAAAGGAUCUGGGUUAAUGGACACUGUUACUGUAUCAGAAUUAGAAGACGCAACACCCUCAAAAAACGACUUUCGUUUGGAGAAAAAACCAAAUGUAACAUUUUUUAUGUCAUAUGAUUUUUAUUCUUUAGAUAAUCCACAUUUCCACAAACCUAUGUUAUAUGGAUUCAAACAAGUGACGCACAGGUCUGAACAAGUGUACACGCCACAAAUUAACAAAAUGUCUUUUAAGCUUCCAUCAUUUCCUUUAUUAUCUCAAAGGAAUAUGAUAGAACCUUGGAUGAGUUGUGAUAAUAUAAAGAAGGAUUGCUCAAACGAAUUCUGUGAGUGUACAAACAUUAUAAAAGUUCCUCUGGGAUCAAUCGUUGAACUAUUUCUCAUUGAUAAAGGUGUGACCUUCAACUCAAAUCAUCCAUUCCAUUUACACGGACAUCCGUUUAGAGUAGUAGCAAUGGAAAGAGUUGGAAAUCAUACUACUGUAGAGGAGAUAGAACAAAUGGACAGAGAUGGACGCAUUGUAAGAAAUCUGCGGACUGCACCCCUUAAAGACACCGUGACAGUACCAGAUGGUGGAUUUACAAUAUUAAGAUUCUUAGCUGACAAUCCUGGUUAUUGGUUAUUUCAUUGCCAUAUUGAUUUCCACGUUGAGGUGGGCAUGGCAACUGUGUUCAAAAUCGGCGAAGACUGGGAAAUGCCCCCAUCACCUCCGGGUUUUCCGAAAUGUGGAAAUUAUGACGGAAAAGGAUUGGUAUCGAUUUUGAAUCCCGAAGAGAUGGAUUUGGUGUACCAAUAG
Messenger RNA from Macrosiphum euphorbiae (potato aphid), 1644 nucleotides. Lineage: Eukaryota; Metazoa; Arthropoda; Insecta; Hemiptera; Aphididae. The record is from the annotation of a GenBank genome assembly.